AUGGCAUCUGAAGAAGACGCUGCUGAUGCUAUGCCUUCACAUAUAGAUAUAAAUGAUAUAUCAAAAACGUUUGGUGAUCCAGCACAAUUAUUUCAGUUGUUAGACAAGAAUAAUGAUGGGCGUAUAACAAAAGAAGAUUUACAAUUAUUAUUAGAACAAUUUGGUGUUCCUGGCGCUGCAAGUAAUAUUGUAUCGAAAUAUAUUUUUCAACAAUUAGAUGCUAAUCAUAACGGUAUAAUUGAAACAAGCGAUCUUGCAAAUGCUGGUAACAUCCUCUGGAAUCUGCUUAAAAAGAAACAAAGUAGUGCUAGUGAUUAG
Messenger RNA from Rotaria socialis, 318 nucleotides. NCBI's taxonomy places the organism in Eukaryota, Metazoa, Rotifera, Eurotatoria, Philodinida, Philodinidae. The record is from the annotation of a GenBank genome assembly.